GUCUGUUGAGACCCUUCCAGAUGAACCGGAAGGUUUCACUUUAAAUCUCAUCUCGUAAAAAGGGGUUUUCUAUUGGAUUUAUAACUAGAGGGUCAAAAUUGAAGAUAAGAAAAAUAAUUUAAAAGUUCUGAUCCGGUGUGGAAUCAUAGUCGUCUUACCGCCGUUUCUCCCUGCAUUUGACCGGAAACACUUUUCUUAAUUCCGAUGACGUUCUCCCUGAGCAGACUGGUGGUUCCGUUUCUGGUUCUGGUGCUGUUUCUGGAUCUGUGCGUAGAAACCGGGCUCUCUCACUCAACCCCGGCGCGUGACGACCACGUGCAUCAUCACGGAGGUGGGUGUAGUAGUCAUUCUCACGAUCACGAUCACGAUCAUCUUGAGCCGAAACAAAUGAAGUUGCCGGAGGAGCUGGCAGAGGAAGAGGAUAUGAGGCUGUGCGGGUUUGGUCCAUGUCUUCAUAACGAUCAUGAUCACGAUCACGACCACGAAUCAAGUUCUGCCCUUUCUGGGUUUGCAUUGUGGGUUAAUGCAUUGGGUUGCUCUCUUUUGGUUAGCUUGGCGUCACUCAUUUGUCUGAUAUUGCUCCCAGUUAUGUUUGUUAAAGGGAAGCCAGCAAAAUGGUUUGUUGAUGCCUUGGCUCUCUUUGGUGCAGGAGCUAUGCUGGGGGAUGCUUUUCUUCACCAACUGCCUCAUGCUUUUGGUGGUGGUCACUCUCACUCAUCUAAUCACCAUGAAAGCCAUGGCCAUCAUGAUCAUUCUCAUUCUCAUUCGGAUUCUCCUUCACACUCGCAUUCUAUACAAGAUCUCUCUGUUGGACUGUCUGUUCUUGCUGGGAUUGUGGUCUUCCUUCUUGUGGAGAAGUUGGUUCGGUAUGUGGAAGAAAACUCGUCUGGAUCCAAUACUUGGGGCCACCACCACCAUGCAGGCAGUAAGAAACUGAAGGAUGAGGACGAUCAUAACAACGCGGACAAACAGUGUCCCUCUGAUGCAACUCAAAAUUCAUCAGAGAAAGUCUCAAGCGGCUCUAAAGAUAAAUCUCUCCGUAAGAGAAAGACUUGUGCUAGCGAUUGUGUGGAUAAAUCAAACUCAGGCACAGAGGUUAUUUCUGAUGGAAAAAUGGACGAACCUGAACAGGUGGAGAAGAAUUCAAGCUUAGUAUUUGGUUACCUCAACUUGUUCUCUGAUGGUGUUCACAAUUUUACUGAUGGGAUGGCGUUAGGAAGUGCGUUUCUCAUCUACGGAUCAGUUGGUGGAUGGUCAAGAACCAUGUUCUUGCUUGCGCACGAGCUUCCCCAAGAGAUAGGUGAUUUUGGGAUUCUAGUGAGGUCAGGCUUCACUGUAUCAAAAGCACUCUUCUUCAACUUCCUCUCUGCACUUGUUGCACUUGCAGGAACUGCCCUGGUUUUGGUCUGGGGAAAUGAACCGGGACAGUCGUCGUUGAUUGAGGGAUUUACAGCGGGAGGAUUCAUAUACAUAGCGGUUGCUGGUGUACUUGCGGAGAUGAACAACUCAGGAAAAUCAACACUUAAAAACAGUGUGUGCCAUUUGAUAUCUUUGAUGCUUGGCAUGGGUGUUGCUCUUGUCAUCUCUCUUCUUGAAUGAUCUCUCUCAUAACAAUUGCUUUGUGACUGGAUAUAGAAAUGUCCCAAACUGAGGGUUACAAAAAUGAUAAUCUUCUACACUUAUGGCAAAUUUUCUGUGGUUAGAGGGAUUUCAUUUUUUUCAA
Brassica napus (rape) is the source of this 1723-nucleotide messenger RNA. Its product is annotated as IAA-alanine resistance protein 1. Lineage: Eukaryota; Viridiplantae; Streptophyta; Magnoliopsida; Brassicales; Brassicaceae. Gene Ontology annotation, molecular function: zinc ion transmembrane transporter activity. The transcript is spliced from 11 exons. Gene Ontology annotation, biological process: zinc ion transmembrane transport; intracellular zinc ion homeostasis. Bases 205 to 1599 code for a protein of 464 amino acids. Gene Ontology annotation, cellular component: membrane. The record is from RefSeq and is a predicted model, not a curated record.